Klebsormidium nitens is the source of this 984-nucleotide messenger RNA. The record is from the annotation of a GenBank genome assembly. Lineage: Eukaryota; Viridiplantae; Streptophyta; Klebsormidiophyceae; Klebsormidiales; Klebsormidiaceae.
AUGACUUACGAACCUCCAAGCCCUUCUCGGAUCUACGGAGCGUUUGCGGACCCGCGCAUCAUGACGGUCUUGAGGAGAGUGAGUCAAAGGGGGGCGCGCGACGCGCUGAUGAAUGCGGCUCGUCACGAAGAAAUCGCUCUCUGUGCCAUCAGGACGGUGGCUUUCCUGAAGACCCAUAUCCAGUCCGAGGACAGCGCAGAUGAUGAGCCAGGCGGCGUAUGCUACCGUCUGUCCCACCGCUUGAUCGAGAAACUGAGGGGGAAGGAUGCCGCGACCGUCUCAGCGGCCAUGAUCCUCCUGGAUACUUUGUUUUCCGAGGAUCAGCAGAAUGGUCAUGAAGACGAGGCGGAGAGUUACGUAUGCGCCCUGUCCACGUUCCUACACAAGAGCUUCGGGGCGAACAUGAGCGCUGCAGCAGGGGAUAGGGGCAGGACUUUGGAGGUCAGGAGCAUCAGCAGAUCCUUGCAGGAUCCAGAGAGCAGCGAUCCCUUCCCUACGGCCGACGAGCUAGCGCUUCAUCUACGCCCGCUUUCGAUACGGGAGUACGAGCGAACGUGUAGCCUCCCAGGCCCCAGCCCGAGAGACUACUUGCAGCCCCAGGAUUCGCAACACCGCAAUCCUCCGGAUGAAGCGGGAAUAAAUCUGAGGAAGCGAGCGGAACGCAUGCGGCUCGAGAGACGGCAACGCAGAUCGUUGCGCGGUGGGGGCAAGCUGACGUACUUCUUCAACCGAUUGGACGUCGACAUGGCUAACGACCCCCUUCUGAAGGACGUUCUGCCACGGGUGACUGCCGUCUACGUUCAGGGAUAUCUCCCCAAGUUGCCACAUCUGCCUCGCCUGAAACGGUGUUACUGUACUGGACUCUGUUGCGAUGUGGAUGUUCCAAAGUCCGUCGUAACGCCCAUAGUUCCAGAGGUAGUGGGCAGCGAUGAACAUUUACACGAGACUCGCUGUGAGUACUGCGAGGAGGUCAUCGAGUUGUAG